AUGGCUGUGAAAAAUGCCUGCACCGAAGAAUCCAAAAUCUGCAUCACGAUCGGCAAGGCGGUUGAGGAUGGCAGCCAUGCUUCCGGCAAAGAAAAUGAUGGACAUGAUGCAAAAUUGCAUCGUGAUGUGAUUGGUGUGGCAACCCUGUCAAUUUUCUUAGCCCCAUGGCAUAUGCUGCCCGUCUUCACAGAUAUCAAGAUGGCAGAGGAUCCACUCCUGCCAGGCUUAACGAGCUCAACUCUUCCAAUCACGACCACCGCCAUUUUCUGUGGUUGGCUCGUUGGAUCUAUUGGCUUGAAGCGUGCCAUGGAAACUUUCAGCAGCGAAGAACUCAUUGUGUUGGCCAACACGGGGCUUUUGGUGGUGGCACUUUGUACUGUGACUCUUCCAUAUUUGACCAGAGGGAAUUUAGGAAUCUUCUUGGUAGUGAGAUUUGUCUACGGCGUGCUGAUGAACGUCAAACCCAUUCAGCUCAUGUACGUCCAAGACAGAGCCCCACCUGCUCUUUUCACUCAAGUUCUUGUGUUCCAAUACUGUAUGUAUACUUUGAUCGCUGUAGUCAUGGCAGGCUUCUGUGGGUCUUUGACCUUGUCCAUGAACUGGACCAUAGAAGUUGCUCUGUGGUGUGGCCUGACCAGAUGGCUGGGCCUUUGGCUGGCCUUUCCCAAUGCCUUCGAAAUCCUGCAGCAAAGCCUACGCCUUUCCGGGCCAGUCCCAGACUGCCGAAGGCCCUCAGCACCCACCAAAUGCGACGACCCGUCUGGCGAAACCACUUUGGCACCUGCUGCGCGGCGCAGUGCGUGCAUGUUGAUUGUAUGUUUCAUCGCCUGUGGCUCCGGGUUCUAUGGCUUGAGCUUUUCCGCAGGGCAACUGUCUCCCAAUCUUUACCUCAGUUCCGUGCUGUUGUACACCAUGGACUUCAUGGCCUACCUGGGGGUCACUGCGGGGACUUCGGUCGGCCAGAAGUCUAUGCAGCUCUGGAGUUUUCUGGUGGCCUCCCUGUGUUUGUUUAUCUGCAGCAUUGGGGAGCCGGGCAGUCGUUUCGUGUUGGUCUUCGCGCUGAUCGGACGCCUGGGGAUCGAUAUUUGCUUCGCCACCAACUACUUGGUCCUGGCCGAGACCUUUUCAGAAGCAGAACGGGUGGUCGUCCUCCCCGUCUGCGAGACCGCUGCACGGCUCGGGAGCAUCCUAGCACCCUUCGCGGGCACGUUGCCCACCACGGAGGCGCCAUCCUACAAGGAAGGAGAAGCUGUUGAGUACAGGAGUGCCAGUGCUGGUUGGAUCCCCGCAAAGGCAAGACCCACGCGUGAGGUGGUGAGAGUGAACGGCAACGGCACCUACGAUCUGGACUGCAAGCAGGAUGUGGCAUCCUCAGCACCUGACUGA
Cladocopium goreaui is the source of this 1386-nucleotide messenger RNA. The record is from the annotation of a GenBank genome assembly. Lineage: Eukaryota; Dinophyceae; Suessiales; Symbiodiniaceae.